Molecule: messenger RNA, 705 nt
Organism: Ananas comosus (pineapple)
Lineage: Eukaryota; Viridiplantae; Streptophyta; Magnoliopsida; Poales; Bromeliaceae
Product: protein TAPETUM DETERMINANT 1-like
Exons: 3
Coding region: 108-650 (180 amino acids)
Biological process (GO): cell fate determination
Source: RefSeq, a predicted model, not a curated record
GAACACCCCCGCCCACCCCAUCCCCCCCUCAUGGAGAUCUAGAGGCUUCGGCAACAAGGGUGCGAUUAGGGUUUCGGAUUAGGGUUUCGGGGCCUACGUUUCCUGCGAUGACGAGGGCUCUCCCCAGCUGGCGCCGCUUGUUAACGGCCACAAUUACGGCGGUUCUCCUACUCGGCUUCUACUCCUGUCGCUGCAAUGAACCUGGAUCUAAGUUGCGCCGUUCCGUUGCGUCCGUACCGCGGGAAUCCCGUUCCGUCGCCGUUUCCCACCGCAAGCUUCUCGAAGAAGGGCGGGAGCGGGCGAGGGAGGCGGAGGAGACGGAUCGGAUAGGGGAGGGGUGCAGCAAGGACGACAUCGUGGUGUACCAGGGGGCGACGGCGCCGCUGCCGAGCGGGAUCCCGACGUACACGGUGGAGGUGCUGAACGUGUGCGCGCGGGGCUGCGCCAUCGAGGGGAUCCACCUCCGCUGCGGCUGGUUCAGCUCGGCCCGCCUCAUCAACCCGCGCCUCUUCCGCCGCCUCCGCUUCGACGACUGCCUCCUCAACGACGGCCGCCCCCUCCCCAACGGCGCCUCCCUCUCCUUCCAAUACGCCAACUCCUUCCCCUACCCCCUCUCCGUCUCCUCCGCCUCCUGCCUCCCCUCCUCCUAACCCCCCUACCUCCCCCAACACCAAUCGUACUCCCUAUAUAUCUAGUACACCACCA